AUGAAGUACCUGCUGUUGCUGUCGCAAACGCACAUGCAGUUUCGGCUGGCCGAACUCACCGCCCUGGCCCAGCUCGAAAAUAUCGCCGUUGACUUGUCGUCCCAUGACGAGUCGUCUCCGUUCAUGAUUGUGGAGCUGGAGAACGACGAGGCUGCCAAAAAGCUGAUUCGACGAUCCGUGCUUGCCAAGUCCAUCUACGAGCUUUGGGGCGGUCCAGCUGCGUCCAUGGAGGAGCUUCACGAGCAGAUCAAGACCCAGACCAGCCAACUGUGGCCCAAGUAUGCCACCGACUCGUUCAAGUUUGAAAUCAUUGGAUACCAAUCUUCGCGACCCAAGGAGGAGUUUAUCAAGAUGGUGGAGGGGUUUUCAUACAUGGAUUUCAAGGGAAAGAUCAAAAUGAAGUCGCCGGACCACGUGUUCACCAUUCUGGAGGACUACCGAGUCAUCGGGCAGAACCCCGAACCCGCUCCCGCGCGAAUAUUCUUUGGACGACACAUUGCCAACUCCAACCGGAGUGCCAUGGACACUUUUGAUCUCAAGAAACGCAAAUAUAUCGGCACGACGUCGUUUGACGCUGAAUUGUCUCUUUUGACGUGCAAUUUGGCGCAUGUGAAGCGAAACGGGCUCAUGUACGAUCCCUUUGCCGGCACCGGAUCGUUUCUGGUGGCUGCGGCAGCGUUUGGAGCUCUCACGGUGGGUUCGGACAUCGAUGUGCGCAUGAUCAGAGGCAAGGGUAAAGGAUGCGAUAUUCCUGCCAACUUCAAACAGUACAACUCCGUUAACCGGCUUCUGGACGUUUUGGCGGUCGACUUCACCAACAACUCGUUCCGAAAGGGUCUCAAGUUCGAUUCCAUCGUCUGUGAUCCUCCCUACGGAGUUCGGGAGGGUCUCAAAGUCCUGGGAGUGCGAGAGGAGGACGUUGAGAAGAAGAAGCAUCUGGAAACGACUCUGGUGGACGGUCAGCUGGCGCAUACUCGUCGAGAUUACAUUCCUCCAAAGAAGCCGUUUGAGUUUGGAAAGAUGAUGGAUGCUCUGUUGAGUUUCUCGGCUGAGCGACUUGUUGAAGACGGCCGGCUCGCCUUCUGGAUGCCCACCGCCAACCAGGACUACACAGACGCCGAGAUUCCUCUCCAUGAGGAUCUAGAGCUCAUCUGCAACUGUGUGCAGGACUUCAACCAGUGGUCGCGACGGUGUUUGGUGUACAGGCGACGAAAGGAGGGCGAUAAGGGCGAGUUGAGAAAGACUGAAGGCGGUAAGGCUGAGGACUUUCGAGUCAAGUACUUCAAGGGGUUCAAGAAUGAGUAA
This is a messenger RNA of Yarrowia lipolytica CLIB122, 1305 nucleotides long. RefSeq lists its product as uncharacterized. Gene Ontology annotation, molecular function: nucleic acid binding; methyltransferase activity. Lineage: Eukaryota; Fungi; Ascomycota; Dipodascomycetes; Dipodascales. The record is from RefSeq and is a predicted model, not a curated record. Gene Ontology annotation, biological process: methylation. Gene Ontology annotation, cellular component: cytoplasm.